AUGGAAAACGUAGUCAAAGAUAGAAACAGGGAAGGCAAUAGAGAUGACGAAUCUCGACCAAACACUUGGAGUGGAUCUGCCAAAAAGUUUCUUGGGACACCAAAUUCAUGGUUCGGCUCAGAUCCAGGCCGGAGUAGCUCAGCCAGUGCCGUCAGUGGCCAGGUUCCAGGUCGAAGCUCAGUCGUAGGCCAAAAUGACGUCACCGCUUCCCGAAGGUCCAGUUCAGCUCCCGGAUCCGAAGUUACACGAGAUCGACGAUACAACCAUCGAUACCACAACAGAGACGUGUUUGAUCCUCCUGGUCCAUGUGGCGGCUAUUGUGUGUAUUUGAAACAAGCAAUAUGCAAGUCGAUCGCCGACGCUUGCACAUUCUGGAGGAGACUUCGCGACGAUCGGUUUCACUGGGAGCUCUUCAAAAGUGUCCUAUGGUUCACUAUAGGACUUAAGCUCUUCAAUGACAUUACCAGGCAUAUAAACAAUGCCCGUCAGAAGCCCCGCUGCAGGCCAAGGCGUUAG
Spodoptera exigua (beet armyworm) is the source of this 516-nucleotide messenger RNA. The record is from the annotation of a GenBank genome assembly. NCBI's taxonomy places the organism in Eukaryota, Metazoa, Arthropoda, Insecta, Lepidoptera, Noctuidae.